UCUGGUGAGAUGAACUGAUUGGGAGGCUGGUUUCAUCCUCCACUUUUCCUCCUCAACCUUGAACUCAACCUCGACUUUGCAUCUCCGGUCAUCACUCACCAAAAUCAUCCUUCGCAACAAAACCAUCAUCUUAUUUUAUGCACAGUGAUUCAGAUGCGAAAAGAAAUUAAAUAAAAUGCAGUAUGCCUUCAUUUCGGAGCUGGCCCGGCGCAACCGGUACAACCUCCGCACGCUCCGGGAGUCACCCGCCGCCGAGAUCUCGGGCGCUCUCGGCGAUCUCGGCACUCUGCUCCCGCUCAUGAUUGCUCUCGCCCUGCAAGGCUCUAUCAACCUCCCGGCGACCUUAGUCUUUUCGGGAUUGUUUAAUAUUUUCACCGGCGCCAUCUUCGGUAUUCCGCUCCCGGUACAGCCUAUGAAGGCAAUAGCCGCUUCCGCACUCUCCACGCCCCUCCCCCUCCGAACAACAACCGCAGCGGGCGCACUCGUUUCCCUAGCCGUCUUCAUCCUUAGCACAACCGGCGCUCUCCGCCUACUCACCCGCCACCUCCCCGUCCCCAUCAUCAAAGGAAUCCAGCUCGGCGCGGGCCUCCGCCUAGUGACAUCCGGCGCGGGCCUGAUCCUCCCACUCUCCUGGCUGACCCCAGCACUCGACAGCCGGCUCUCCACAGCCGUCUUCUUCCUCGCGCUCUUCCUCACCCAGCGCGCCCCCCGCUUCCCCUACGCCCUGCUGCUCUUCCUCCUCGGCCUGCUCACCACCCUCCUUCUCCUCCCCACAACCUUCCCAAACACCAACCACUACUCCUCCCCCCUACUACCCAUAAUAACACCCCCCGAUUUCACCGCCCCCUCCGCCUGGAGCGCCGCCCUCGCCCAGCUCCCGCUCACCACCCUCAACUCCAUCAUCGCCGUCUCCGCCCUGGCCGCCUCCCUCUUCCCACCCAACCUCCCCACCCCCAUUCCCACCCCCCUCACCUCCACCUCCGCCACCCCCUUAGUUCCCCCCUUAGUUCCCCCCUCCCCACCCAGCACCACAUCCCUCAGCAUCUCCAUCACAACAAUGAACCUAGCAUCCUGCUAUUUCGGCGCCAUGCCCGUCUGCCACGGCGCCGGCGGCCUCGCCGCCCAAGCCCGCUUCGGCGCGCGCAGCGGCGCCAGCGUCGUGGUACUCGGCCUGGCCAAGGUGCUGGUGGGCGUGCUGGCCGUGUCGGGGGGCCGGGCGGGGGUGAUGCGGGUGCUGGGGGGGUUUCCGCGCGGGGUGUUGGGGGUGAUGGUUGUGGCGGCCGGGUUGGAGUUGGGGAAGGUUGGUGGGGGGGUUGAUGAUCAUGUUGAAUUGUUGGAGGGGGGGAAGGUGGGGAGGGAGGAGAGGUGGAUGGUCAUGAUGGUUACGGCGGCGGGGACGUUGGCGUUUAGGAAUGAUGGGGUGGGGUUUUUGGCGGGGUGUUGUUGCCAUGGGGCGUAUGUGCUCGCGGAUUGGGUUGAGAGGAGGAGGGGGGGAGGUUGGGGGUUGGGGGAGAGGAGGCCGUUGUUGAGGUGAUAGAUACGACGAGAGAGGUGGUUGAGAGGUGGGGGUUGAAAGGAAUAAUAAUGGUAUGGUGAAUAGAAGUGCUACCUAGAUCUGACCUGAACC
Chaetomium fimeti is the source of this 1627-nucleotide messenger RNA. RefSeq lists its product as uncharacterized. Gene Ontology annotation, biological process: molybdate ion transport. NCBI's taxonomy places the organism in Eukaryota, Fungi, Ascomycota, Sordariomycetes, Sordariales, Chaetomiaceae. The transcript is spliced from 2 exons. The record is from RefSeq and is a predicted model, not a curated record. Bases 176 to 1534 code for a protein of 452 amino acids. Gene Ontology annotation, molecular function: molybdate ion transmembrane transporter activity.